AUGUGCUUCCUGUGCACGCAUCGUGUGCGGCCAGAGGGUGGGGAGCGCCCAUCUGCUUCCUCCAAAUACAAGGACUUGCGGACAGCCAACGCCUGGCCCUUCAGAACUGUGCUGUUUCGCCUUCCCAAGCCGCUGACUCUCCAUGAAGUUUCAGAAACGAUUCUGGUGAAAUGCCAUCGUCCUGGCCACCCUAAGAUCAAUAAGACGUAUAAUUUUGAAAGAGUCUACGGUCCAGCAGAGUCUCAGGAGGCUGUGUUUGCAGAUGUGUGCCCCCUACUGACGUCCUUCCUGGACGGGUUCAACGUGUGCAUCAUGGCCUACGGGCAGACUGGGAGCGGGAAGAGCUACACCAUGCUGGGGCCGCAUSCUGAGGACCAGCCCGGGCUGCCGUCGGGGGCUCUCGCUGACUGGGGAAUUAUCCCCAGAGCURCGGAGGAGCUCUUCAGGCUCAUUUCAGAAAGUCCACCACCGAGAAGCCCCACGGCUGAGGUGUCCAUAGUGGAGAUUUACAAUAACGACAUUUUUGAUCUCCUGGCCAAAGAGGGUUCUGGAGCAGUGGCUGGGAUCAAGCGUGAGGUGGUGACGACCCAGGAAGGAUGCACAGAGGUCCCCGGUCUGACCUGCACGGCCGUCGCCAGCGCCGCAGAGCUGGUGGCACUUGUCCACGGAGGUCUGCAGCUCAGAGCRAGGCACCCCACCUUGGUGCACAUGGCUUCCUCCAGAUCCCACCUGGUGGUGACGGUGACUCUGACCGUGGUGUCCCCCUCAGACAGCACUGGCCAGCAGCACCAUCCAGCCCCCCUGCAGGGUCACGCUGGGGCAGGGAAGGGGUGGAGCACCUCUCCCCAGGCUCCGCCUCUCCAGCCCCUUCCUGUGGACCCCGCAGGUUCUGCGAGGCCAGCUCGGGCCAAGCUGCAGCUGGUGGACCUGGCUGGCAGUGAGUGUGCAGGUGCAUCUGGGGUGACUGGCCUGGCACUAAGGGAGACCUCGUUCAUCAACCGGAGCCUCGCAGCCCUGGCAGAUGUCCUGGGUGCCCUGUCGGAGCGCCGUGGCCACGUGCCUUACCGGAACAGCAAGCUUACCCACCUGCUCCAGGACACCAUCGGGGGUGAUGCGAAGCUCCUGGUGAUCCUCUGCGUGUCCCCCGGGCAGAAGCACGUGGCYGAGACACUGCAGGGCCUGGGGUUCGGGGCCCGAGCUCGGCAGGCUGAGCGGGGACAGGCUGGGAAGAGGCCUUCCUGCGCCCAGAAAGGGACGCGCUGCCUUGGGGAGAAAGAGGAAAUGGAUUCUGGCCCCCCACACGUCUCUGGGGGUGCCAGCAAGCUGUCUGCUCAGGACGAGGCCCAGCUGACCACUGCCUCAUCGUGUCCCCUUCCUCCAGGACACGUGGUGUCUGCUGCAGUAUCCAGUGAGCUGGCAGGCAUUGGGUCCCCACCCUCAGCCAUGGCCUCAUGGCACAUGGUGCCUGCUCACCCUCAGCAGAGGACUCAGGGCCCCAUGGGAGCCCUGGUGGUGACAGUGACACUGAUGAUGCUGUGA
Molecule: messenger RNA, 1539 nt
Organism: Urocitellus parryii (Arctic ground squirrel)
Lineage: Eukaryota; Metazoa; Chordata; Mammalia; Rodentia; Sciuridae
Gene: Kif25
Product: kinesin family member 25
Biological process (GO): microtubule-based movement
Cellular component (GO): microtubule cytoskeleton
Molecular function (GO): ATP binding; microtubule binding; microtubule motor activity
Source: RefSeq, a predicted model, not a curated record